CAUGCUUAGGGUGUGAUGGGAGGGGUGUAGAGAAAUACAGUGUUGGUUCCCUGUCUCUUUGUGACAUACUCUGUGCCUCCUACAAAGAAGACGCCACAAUGACUGAUCCAACCACAUCUUCUUUAAUUCUAGACUUUGGCUCUAUUUAUGACGAACUCAACUUUACUUAUAAUGACACCGACUUCAACCUAAACCCCGAGACGCAGCCCUGCGACACAUUCCGCAUCCCAAAUGCAGUGAUUGUUGUUGUCAGCGUGUUUUACGUCCUCAUCUUUCUGCUGGCCAUUCCUGGGAAUCUGGUAGUGGGGCUGGUGAUUGGCCUGAGCAAGCAGUCGCUGCCUCCCUCUGACCUGUACCUCCUCCACCUGGCCAUUGCCGACAUCCUGCUGGCCAUUACGCUCCCAUUCUGGGCCACCUCUAUUACCAAGGGUUGGGUGUUUGGAGCUGCCAUGUGCAAAAUCAUGACCAUCCUCCAAGAGCUAAGCUUCUACUCUAGCAUUCUCUUCCUGACCUGCAUUAGUAUGGACCGUUACAUGGUGAUCGUGAGAGCUAUGGAGGCCCGCAGGGCUAACAGACAGCGAGUCAGCUGGGGAGUUUGUGCUGCUGUCUGGACUGUUGCUGCUCUCCUGUCUCUGCCAGGGCUUUUAAAUUCUUCUUUUGAAUCCCAAAGCACCAGUAUGAUAGUGUGUUCUGAAAAGUAUGAUCCCAACAGUGCUGACGUGUGGCGGCUGGCCACCAGAAUUCUUCGCCACGCUUUGGGGUUUUUGAUCCCCUUGGCCAUCAUGCUGCCCUGUUAUGGAGUAACCAUCAAGCGCCUCCUUCACAUCCGUGGGGGAUUUCAGCGGCAGCGAGCCAUGAGAGUGAUUGUGUUCGUGGUCGUUGCCUUCCUGCUUUGUUGGACACCGUACCACAUCGCAGUGAUGGCAGACACUUUCUUCAGGUCAAAGAUAGUGCCGUACCGGUGCCCAGCAAGGAUGGCAGUGGAUCGGGCCAUGUUUGCCACCCAGAGCCUGGGGCUGCUUCACAGCUGUGUCAACCCGGUGCUGUAUGCUUUCGUGGGAGAGAAGUUCAGGAAGAAUCUAUUUCAGAUCAUGAGGAAGAUGGGCGUCCUGGAGAGAACAUCUGUGACGAGAAGCAGCAGGUCUUCACUGUCAUCAGAAAUCACAUCCACAUUCAUGUGAGAACACCCAAGAGACACUUUGAACUAUUCACAUACAUGAACCACAUCAGCAUAUGUACUGAAGGAUCUCACAUGCUGGACAACUUUUGAUACUGCAUUUUUAUUGCAACUCAUAUUUGGUGGGAAACUCAAUCAUUUCAAAUAUUUUUUCAUACUUUUCUCUAUUUUUUCAUCAUAUUUAACUUAGUUUACAAUUUAUAUGUCUUAGAUCCCUAUUUCUACUUGCAUGUUUUUAUUUUUUUUAUUACAUAUUUAAAUGAGCAUUGUUGGCGGGAGCCAAAGUUCUAAACUUUUGAUUGCCAACCACUCUGCAAUUUCUGUGCACAUGACAAUGAGGUAUUUGAAAGUUGGUUUCAACCCUGUCCCGGCAAUGUUGUUUCAAGUAAAAAUCCCCUCUCUUACCUCAGUCACAUCUAGUUCUGAGGAAACUGUGGCAAACAUGUUUGUCAAGUCUCAAUGUGAGACUAUAUUUCAAAACAAUAGUACUAUG
Molecule: messenger RNA, 1670 nt
Organism: Sander lucioperca (pikeperch)
Lineage: Eukaryota; Metazoa; Chordata; Actinopteri; Perciformes; Percidae
Product: C-X-C chemokine receptor type 2-like
Exons: 2
Coding region: 99-1181 (360 amino acids)
Biological process (GO): immune response; G protein-coupled receptor signaling pathway; neutrophil chemotaxis
Cellular component (GO): membrane
Molecular function (GO): chemokine receptor activity
Source: RefSeq, a predicted model, not a curated record